AUGAUCCGCCAAGCCACCCCCCUCCUCAAACACAUCAUUUUCCGCGGCCACUUCGACGACCCCGGGAGGCAGCGCUGCCUCCAGUACCUGAAGACGCUGCGGUCCCUGCAGGCCGGCGGCUAUGAGACCGUCUUCCUGGGGGAGACCGACCUGCCCGAGGCCCUGGUCACCGGGGACAGGGCCGGGGAAGCCCCCCGGGGCCCCACCUUGAGCGUCGUCCACGGCGGGAGCCACCGGGGCUGGGUGCCCUGGAAGUACCGACUCUUCCUCCGAGACGAGUUGCGCCGGGGCCGCGAGGAGGGCCUCUUCGCCGAGUUCUGCGACGCGCUGACGGCCGCCUACGGGAGGUGCGCCGUGGUGGUCCGCGAGAGAAGGCCUCCGGGCCCCCCGGGAGAGGGGGCGGCCGCCGUUCUCGGCUCGCCCAGCAUCGUGUGCUGCCCGGACGUCGCCCGGGCCAAGGGGCACGAGCUGCUGGCCCUGCCGGCCCCGUACGGCUACCUGAGCCCCCUGGAUACGGCCUGGGCCACCCUGAGGUGGUUCAUUCUCCACAACCAGAGGGAAUUCUCCCUGCGGUCGGCCACCGACGCCACCUACGCCUACCGGUUCGUGUUCUUCAGCGACAUGGUGGGGAAGGGGAUCGAGCGGAUGUCCCCGGGCCGGUGGAGGACGGCCGCCGGCAAGGUGCGCCGCUGGGAGAGCUACUACCUCGGAAGGUUUUCCUAACGGGCCCCUCCGGCUCGACCUUCGACCCAACACGCUCGGCCCCACCACCUCGGGGGGGGACAGCCUAGAGGCCGGACGCGCGGAGAUGCCAUUAAAAGGUC
This is a messenger RNA of Tachyglossus aculeatus (Australian echidna), 824 nucleotides long. It is a transcript of the gene C24H21orf140, whose product is annotated as family with sequence similarity 243 member A. NCBI's taxonomy places the organism in Eukaryota, Metazoa, Chordata, Mammalia, Monotremata, Tachyglossidae. The coding region runs from base 1 to 723 and encodes 240 amino acids. The transcript has a single exon. The record is from RefSeq and is a predicted model, not a curated record.